Messenger RNA from Guillardia theta CCMP2712, 888 nucleotides. RefSeq lists its product as hypothetical. The transcript has a single exon. NCBI's taxonomy places the organism in Eukaryota, Cryptophyceae, Pyrenomonadales, Geminigeraceae. The coding region runs from base 160 to 762 and encodes 200 amino acids. The record is from RefSeq and is a predicted model, not a curated record.
AACAAGCUUUGCCAUCUCCUACCUCCUCUACUUGUUCUUGCCUGACCUCUUCCAUCCUCCCCAACAACAAACAAGAAUCUACACCUCCCUUCCUUCGUCUGCCUGACAGUCACCUUCCCCUCCCAUCAGAACCCGUUUGAAACCAUCUCACAUACCAAGAUGCAAGUUUAUCAGGACGAAGUCAGUUUGGUUGAUGCAAUCGCCGCUCUCUUCCCAGAGGACUCCUUUGUCUUUCCUGAAAGACAAUCGCCCUCCCCCUCUCUCUUUGCUUUCCAAGAGGAAGAGAUGCAAGCUCUUCCUUCGGCUCAGGAAGAAUCUCCCAGGAUCAUGAUGAUCUAUGCCAAGACGUUCCCCAAGGAGGCAGGCAUGGAGCAGCACGAGAGAGAGUCCAACACCAACUCCGACGACAGCUACUGCACGUCAGAGUCGGACUCAGCGCUGGAGGCUGAGGAGGAGCAAGCCAACAGGGGGGAGCCCCGGGCUGCUCCCUCUACCGGCCACAUGCCCAAGUCUGUGCAGCGGAGCAUGUGGUCGCCAAGAGAGCAUCAAAAGUUUCUCGAUGCUCUCAAGAAGUUCAACAUCAGCUGCAACAGAGAGACUAAGGAGGACGGCAGGAUGUACGCUGGCCUUGGGCCACACGUGGCCGACCUGAUUGCCAUGGACAUUGGAACGAGGACAGUCUCGCAGGUCCGAUCUCAUGCUCAGAAGUACUUCCAGCGUCUCUCUCGUCAGAGGAGCAGGACGUCCCCUGUGCAGGAGUAACCUUCCUUGCUCUAUCUCCCUCCUCCUGUGUUAUGGCGGGCAGUUUUCCAUCUUAUGUGGCAGAUUUCGUGUAAAAUAUUGUCCUGGUUGCUUUUCCUAGAUCAAUAAACCAAAUUAAUCCAAAAU